AUGGGCAGUUCAAAUGAUUUUUGUCCGACUGGAUUCACAGACACUUUAUGUCAAACAAAUAUUGAUGAUUGUGUCAGAGUGCAAUGUCUCAAUGGUGGCUAUUGUAGUGAUCUCAUUGCUGAUUAUCACUGCAACUGUCAUCCUGGGUACACAGGAAAGCGAUGUGAUGUUGAUAUCAACGAAUGUUUGUCUAAUCCUUGUCAGAAUGGCAUGUGUACACAUCAAGUUAAUCUCUACAAAUGUACCUGCAAUCAAGGAUACACGAGCAACGCCACGUGCAGAGAUGGAGUAAACAGAUACUCAUGUGAAUGUCCUCAUGGAUACACAGCGUACACGCGUGUUCACUGUGAACAAUUAAGAGAUUCGUGCAGCUCUGGACAUCGCUGA
Messenger RNA from Corticium candelabrum, 387 nucleotides. Its product is annotated as fibropellin-3-like. Gene Ontology annotation, molecular function: calcium ion binding; Notch binding. Lineage: Eukaryota; Metazoa; Porifera; Homoscleromorpha; Homosclerophorida; Plakinidae. The record is from RefSeq and is a predicted model, not a curated record. The coding region runs from base 1 to 387 and encodes 128 amino acids. The transcript is spliced from 5 exons. Gene Ontology annotation, biological process: Notch signaling pathway.